GUUUUAUUUAUGGAAAAGAGAAAACUGAGCUCUCCAGAGAAAAAGCCAGCCUAACCCACUCUUUUACUCCUUCCUUCACUGAUUUCACAGCUCUCUCACUCUUCUCUUCGUCCUUUUCGCCUUUCAAUUCCUCUCUCUUCCCUUCCGUUGUGUACCUCUCUCGCUCUAUCUCUAGAACUGGGGCUUCGUGGUGGUGGGGUUUCUUUCACUUGUAGAAUGUGAAGGCGAAACCCUAGCUAGAGGGCGAGGUCCUUUCUUAUCUAGCUUUUGUUUCCUUUCUCUUUCGAAGGUUUGAAGAUCCGGACGGUUGUCUCGGCGGUCGAUGGGGAAUUGCUGCAGAUCUCCGGCGGCCGUAGCCAGGGAGGACGUGAAGUCGAGCUUCUCCGGCAAUGAUCACGCCAAGAAGGACGCGGUCUCGGGCAAAAGUAAACCGCCGAUUACUGUGCUCACCGAUGUCGCGAAGGAGAAUAUCGAGGAGAGAUACCUGGUCGAUCGGGAGCUCGGCCGCGGCGAGUUCGGGGUUACCUACCUGUGUAUCGACAGGGAGAGCCGGGACUUGCUGGCCUGCAAGAGCAUUUCGAAGCGGAAGCUAAGGACGGCGGUGGAUGUCGAGGAUGUGCGGAGGGAAGUGGCGAUUAUGAAGCACUUGCCCCGGAAUUCGAGUAUCGUGAGCUUGAAAGAGGCUUGCGAGGACGACAAUGCCGUGCAUUUGGUGAUGGAGCUGUGCGAAGGCGGGGAGCUCUUUGAUCGGAUUGUGGCCAGGGGUCAUUAUACGGAACGGGCCGCUGCUGCUGUCACUAGGACUAUUGUGGAGGUUGUGCAGCUCUGCCACAAGCAUGGUGUGAUUCACAGGGACUUGAAGCCCGAGAAUUUCUUGUUCGCGAAUAAGAAAGAGAAUUCGCCUCUCAAGGCCAUUGAUUUUGGUCUGUCUAUUUUCUUCAAGCCAGGCAAAGCUUACGAGUCUCAAAGUCGACACGUGCUCAUUUGAAACUUGGGAUUGAAGUUAGGCUGGUGUGUUCUUGCUAGGACUUCAGAUUCAGUGUGAAUAAGUAGUUCUAUUCUCCUUUGUACAAUGGCUGUCUCCUAUCUAUGGCAAAGUACACUCCAGACUCCAAGGAUGUCGCGUGAAUUGGCCAAGUUGCCGAUCUGUGGGCAGAUAAUUCUUUUCCCUAUUCCGUUCCCUUGGUUUUCUGCUGUUACAAGUAUAGCAUUUAUUUGCUGAUGGAGAUGCUUGUGGGGCUACCGUGAAAUGAUAAAAGCUGUUGAAUUCCUUGGGAAGUUACAUAGCGGAGCAAGUUGCUAGAAACUUGGUGCCCUUUGAGCUAGCAAUGCAUCAAAAGGCUUUGCUGAAGCCAUCUUUUAGUUUUGCUCUACCUUGAUCUGCUUUGAACUUUCGUCCAAGUAUAUUCUUGCUGCAUAUCAAGAGCAUAUCUGUUAGUUCUUGACAUGUACUGCUGCAAUAACACCUCCUUUUGCAUGGGAUACAUGGUGUUAAUAGCAUGUCAUUCAAUUGAUUAUGGUUUUCAAUACCAGUUACCUGCCUAACCUAUAACUUUUGUAGGUGAGAGAUUCUCUGAAAUUGUUGGAAGUCCAUAUUACAUGGCCCCAGAGGUGCUUAAGCGGAACUAUGGGCCUGAAAUUGACAUAUGGAGCGCAGGGGUUAUCCUCUACAUAUUGUUGUGUGGAGUUCCUCCAUUUUGGGCUGAGUCUGAGCAAGGAGUUGCACAAGCCAUCCUCCGCGGGAUCAUAGAUUUCAAAAGGGAUCCUUGGCCAAAUAUUUCAGAAAGUGCUAAGAGUCUGGUUAAGGCAAUGCUAGAGCCAGACCCAAAACUUCGGUUGACUGCAAAGCAAGUUCUCGGAGAUGUCGUAAAAUCAAGGCUUAAACAGUUUUCUAUGAUGAACAGGUUCAAGAGAAAAGCCUUACGGGUGAUUGCGGACUUCUUAUCUGUUGAAGAGGUUGAGGACAUUAAAGAAAUGUUCAAGAAGAUGGACACUGAUAAUGAUGGUAUUGUCUCAAUUGAAGAACUAAAAGUUGGUCUUCGUAACCAAUCCCAGCUUGCAGAACCCGAAGUUCAAUUGUUGAUAGAGGCUGUAGAUACAAAUGGGAAAGGCACGCUAGACUACAGCGAGUUUCUAGCAGUUUCCCUCCACCUACAAAGAAUGGCACACGACGAGCAUCUGCGGAAGGCCUUCUCCUACUUUGACAAGGACGGGAAUGGUUAUAUCGAACCAGAGGAGCUCCGGGAUGCUCUAAUGGAAGAUGGAGCAGAUGAUUGUACAGACGUAGCAAAUGACAUCUUCCAAGAAGUGGAUACUGACAAGGACGGGAAAAUCAGCUACGAUGAAUUUGCAGCGAUGAUGAAGACGGGGACAGACUGGAGGAAAGCUUCUCGACAUUACUCGAGAGGGAGAUUCAACAGCUUAAGCAUCAAGCUAAUGAAGGAUGGUUCACUGAACCUGGGGAAUGAGUGAAGGGAUUGAAGAAAGGAAGGGAGUCCAGCUGGUUGGGAGGUUUAUUGAGCACAUGGUCACCUGAAUACACAUUGCUUAAAUAGUCGCUUAUUUUUUCUCUGUUUUUUUCCCUCUCUGAUUAAUGGGUAUUUGGUGAGUGUGGGCUUCUUGACGAUGUGGGCGGAGUGGGAGAUGGAGGCAGCCCAUCGGGCCUUAGGCCUUAUAACCCUUGCUGUUGGUAUAUGCAAAGGCGUUAAUUGUGCAGAAAGUUUGGGCCGGGUCUUUUGCUUGCUUGAUGAUUCCUUCUUCAGUUCUUCUCCCUGUUUUUUUUUUUUUUAGUUAUUUGGCUUUUGGGACAAAAGUUGGAACGUUUUUGUUUCUUAAUAUUGGUUCAUGAUUUAAGGGUGUCUGUGGAAUGGAAUGGGUGGGUCAUGUGUAGGUUGUAGUUAUUAAUUAUAUAUUGUGAUUCUUGGCAAAGCGAAAAUUCGAGGGGAUUGUGGAAGGAUACAUUAUUAUUAGUAAGUAGGUUCUUCUCAUUUUUGUAUCCUCCUUUCUUCACCAUUGUUGUUGUGCCAUUUGACCUGUCCACUAGUAGUAAAUAGUAAUAGUAAAUCUCCUCUGUAAAAGAGAAAGUGGGCAGUAACCAUGAAAAGAAGUGCUUUUGGGUUUGUCCCCACCGCCACCACGUGUGCUCUGCUCUGCGCCUUCCUGCUCUGCCCGCCUCUCUAGCUAUGCCUUCGUGUUUGGCUAC
Molecule: messenger RNA, 3202 nt
Organism: Linum tenue
Lineage: Eukaryota; Viridiplantae; Streptophyta; Magnoliopsida; Malpighiales; Linaceae
Source: the annotation of a GenBank genome assembly